Rubroshorea leprosula is the source of this 802-nucleotide messenger RNA. The record is from the annotation of a GenBank genome assembly. NCBI's taxonomy places the organism in Eukaryota, Viridiplantae, Streptophyta, Magnoliopsida, Malvales, Dipterocarpaceae.
CAAAACACUUGAAGGGAAGGAAUAACUCUCUGGUUCUUUCCUUAAAAAGAAUCGACAAGGGUUUAUAAUGAGUUGAUUGCUCUGAAUAUCCUGAUCAGCAUAGGCAAGAUGUUCAACAGUCCUAUUACUGAACAACAAUAAGCCUUCUUGACUUCAUCCAUGGACCCAAGAAUCUCUUUCUCCAACGACUUUGCCGACCCCCAUCAAGCCAUCAAGUACCAGAGCAACUACAGGGAAGCUCCGGUGUCCUCGGAUUUCGAAUUCUCGGUGUCAAACUAUGCCAUGAUUCCUGCUGAUGAGAUCUUCUUCAAGGGAAUGAUGUUGCCUCUCAAGGACAACCAAGAGAGGAAGAUGACUCUCAGGGAGGAGCUGCUUGUGGACGACGAUGAUGAUGACUUCAUUGAGGGAUUGCCAAGGUUGCAGAAGGGUUCCGGCUGGUGGAAAGAUCGGUUGGGACUUAAGAGGGAUAACAUGUUAUCUAGAAAAUAUGACAGUGUUGAGGUUCACCAGCGCAGAGGAAUUGAAGAAAAAAGAACUGUGUUAGCUUGUGGAGAAGAGUCUAUGAUGACCAAGAAAACAUAGGAGAAGGGUACUAGAAAAGAGAAGGUUUGGCAUCUGAGUAGGGGAAGGGUUCAUUUCCUUUGGCUUUAGUUUUCUAAUUUAAGCAAGAUUUCUCAUCUCCUGGGACGUAGAGAAGUAUUUUGACUGUAUUGUUAAUUCUGUACAAUUGUUUGCAGUGGAAAUUUUAAGAGGCAAUUUUGAUUCAUCCAUGUAACCUAUCCAUUAAAUUUCUGUAUAUUUC